Lacerta agilis (Sand lizard) is the source of this 5363-nucleotide messenger RNA. RefSeq names its product zinc finger protein 850-like. The transcript has 6 exons. The record is from RefSeq and is a predicted model, not a curated record. Gene Ontology annotation, biological process: regulation of DNA-templated transcription. Lineage: Eukaryota; Metazoa; Chordata; Lepidosauria; Squamata; Lacertidae. Bases 1 to 5244 code for a protein of 1747 amino acids.
AUGGAUGAGGAGUGGGCGUUGCUGGAUCCUGACCAGAGAGCUCUACAUAAGGACAUCAUGGAGGAGAAUUGUGGGAUAGUGGCCACUCUUGAUUGUGAUGAAUUGGAAAUCGAGAACAAGGAUGACCAAGAUAAAAUUCCCAGAGAGGAAAAGCCAUGUAAAAAUUUGGAGUAUGCAGAAAGCUGCAGUCAGAGCUCCCAUUCAACCUCCAAUAAACAAAAUCUCAUUGGAAAGAAAUGCUAUCAGUGCAAGGAAUGUGGAAAGGACUUCAGGAAGAGCACCUCUCUCACUUCCCAUCAAAGAAUUCAUACAGGGGAGAAACCAUAUCAGUGUGUGGAAUGUGGAAAGAGCUUCAGUCAGAGCUCCCAUCUCACUUCCCAUCAAAGAAUUCAUACAGGGGAUAAACCCUAUCAGUGCUUCGAAUGUGGAAAGAGCUUUAGUCACAGCCACAGUCUCACUUCCCAUCAAAGAAUUCAUACAGGGGAUAAACCCUAUCAGUGUAUGGAAUGUGGAAAGAGCUUUAGUCACAGCUAUUGUCUCACUUCCCAUCAAAGAAUUCAUACAGGGGAGAAACCAUAUCAGUGCAUGGAAUGUGGAAAGAGCUUCAGUAAGAAAGUGAAACUCACUUCCCAUCAAAGAAUUCAUACAGGGGAGAAGCCCUAUCAGUGUGUGGAAUGUGGAAGGAGCUUCAGUCAGAGCUCCAAUCUCACUUCCCAUCAAAGAAUUCAUACAGGGGAGAAACCAUAUCAAUGUGUGGAAUGUGGAAUUAGCUACAGUCAGACCUCCUCUCUCACUUCCCAUCAAAAAAUUCAUACAGGGGAGAAACCCUAUCAGUGCUUCGAAUGUGGAAGGAGCUUCAGUCAUAACUCCCAUCUCACUUCCCAUCAAAGAAUUCAUACAGGGGAGAAACCCUAUCAUUGUGUGGAAUGUGGAAAGAGCUUCACUGAUGGCUCCUCUCUAACUUCCCAUCAAAGAAUUCAUACGGGGGAGAAACCCUAUCGGUGCUUCGAAUGUGGAAAGAGCUUCAGUCAGAGCUCCAGUCUCAUUUCCCAUCACAGAAUUCAUACAGGGGAGAAACCCUAUCAGUGUUUGGAAUGUGGAAGGAGCUUCAGUCAGAGCUCCAAACUCACUUUCCAUCAAAGAAUUCAUACAGGGGAGAAACCAUAUCGGUGCUUUGAAUGUGGGAAGAGCUUCAGUAGGAAGGACAGUCUCAUUUCCCAUCAAAGAGUUCAUACAAGGAAGAAUCCCUAUCAGUGUGUGAAAUGUGGAAAGAGCUUCACUGAUAGUUCCUCUCUCACUUCCCAUCAAAGAAUUCAUACAGGGGAUACACCCUAUCAGUGCGUGGAAUGUGGAAAGAGCUUCAGUCACAGCUCCAAACUCACUUCCCAUCACAGAAUUCAUACAGGGGAGAAACCCUAUCAGUGUUUGGAAUGUGGAAGGAGCUUCAGUCAGAGCUCCAAACUCACUUUCCAUCAAAGAAUUCAUACAGGGGAGAAACCAUAUCAGUGCUUUGAAUGUGGAAAGAGCUUCGGUACAAAGGGGAGUCUCACUUCCCAUCAAAGAAUUCAUACAGGGGAGAAACCAUAUCAGUGCUUUGAAUGUGGAAAGAGCUUCAGUAGGAAGGACAGUCUCACUUCCCAUCAAAGAAUUCAUAUAGGGGAGAAACCCUUUCAGUGCGUUGAAUGUGGAAAGAGCUUCAGUCAGAGAUCCAAACUCACUUCCCAUCAAAGAAUUCAUACAGGGGAGAAACCAUAUCAGUGCUUUGAAUGUGGAAAGAGCUUCGGUACAAAGGGGAGUCUCACUUCCCAUCAAAGAAUUCAUACAGGGGAGAAACCCUAUCAGUGUUUGGAAUGUGGAAGGAGCUUCAGUCAGAGCUCCAAACUCACUUCCCAUCAAAGAAUUCAUACCGGGGGGAAACCAUAUCAGUGCUUUGAAUGUGGAAAGAGCUUCAGUAGGAAGGACAGUCUCACUUCCCAUCAAAGAAUUCAUACAGGGGAGAAACCCUAUCAUUGUUUGGAAUGUGGAAGGAGCUUCAGUCAGAGCUCCAAUCUCACUUCCCAUCAAAGAAGUCAUACAGGGGAGAAACCCUAUCAGUGUGUGAAAUGUGGAAAGAGCUUCACUGAUAGUUCCUCUCUCACUUCCCAUCAAAUAAUUCAUACAGGGGAGAAACCCUAUCAGUGCAUGGAAUGUGGAAAGAGCUUCAUUCAGAGCUCCUCUCUCACUUCCCAUCAAAGAAUUCAUACAGGAGAGAAACCCUAUCAGUGUGUAGAGUGUGGAAAGAGCUUCAGUCACAGCCACAGUCUAAGUUACCACCAGAGAAUUCAUACAGGAGAGAAACCCUAUCAGUGCGUGGAAUGUGGAAAGAGCUUCAGUCAGAGCUCCAAACUCACUUCCCAUCAAAGAAUUCAUACAGGGGAGAAACCAUAUCAGUGCUUUGAAUGUGGAAAGAGCUUCAGUAGGAAGGACAGUCUCACUUCCCAUCAAAGAAUUCAUACAGGGGAGAAACCCUAUCAGUGUGGGGAAUGUGGAAAGAGCUUCAGUCAGAGCUCCUCUCUCGCUUCCCAUCAAAGAAUUCAUACAGGUGAGAAACCAUAUCAGUGUGUGGAAUGUGGAAAGAGCUUCACUGAUAGCUCCUCUCUCACUUCCCAUCAAAGAAUUCAUACAGGGGAGAAACCGUAUCAGUGUGUGGAAUGUGGAAAGAGCUUCAGUCAUAGCUCCUCCCUCACUUCCCAUCAAAGAAUUCAUACAGGUGAGAAACCCUAUCAGUGCUUCGAAUGUGGAAAGAGCUUCAUUCAUGGUUCACACCUCACUUCCCAUCAAAGAAUUCAUACAGGGGAGAAACCCUAUCAGUGUGUGGAAUGUGGAAAGAGCUUCAGGAAGAACAUCCACCUCACUUCCCAUCAAAGAAUUCAUACAGGGGAGAAACCAUAUCAGUGUGUGGAAUGUGGAAAGAGCUUCAGUCAGAGCUACUAUCUCACUUCCCAUCAAAGAAUUCAUACAGGGGAGAAACCAUAUCAGUGCGUGGAAUGUGGAAAGAGCUUCAGUCAGAGCUACUAUCUCACUUCCCAUCAAAGAAUUCAUACAGGGGAGAAACCCUACCAGUGUGUGGAAUGUGGAAAGAGCUUCAGGAAGAACAUCCAUCUCGCUUCCCAUCAAAGAAUUCAUACAGGGGAGAAACCCUAUCAGUGUGUGGAAUGUGUAAAGAGCUUCAGUAAGAAGGAGAGUCUCACUUCCCAUCAAAGAAUUCAUACAGGGGAGAAACCCUAUCAGUGCUUUGAAUGUGGAAAGAGCUUCAGGAAGAAGUUUGGUCUCACUUCCCAUCAAAGAAUUCAUACAGGGGAGAAACCCUAUCAGUGUGUGGAAUGUGGAAAGAGAUUCACUGAUCGCUCCACUCUCAAUUCCCAUCAAAGAAUUCAUACAGGGGAGAAACCCUACCAGUGUGGGGAAUGUGGAAAGAGCUUUAACCAAAGCGCCCAUCUCACUUCCCAUCAAACAAUUCAUACAGGGGAGAAACCUUAUCAGUGUGUGGAAUGUGGAAAGAGCUUCAGGAAGAAAGACAGUCUUACUUGCCAUCAAAGAAUUCAUACAGGGGAGAAACCCUAUCAUUGUGUGGAAUGUGGAAAGAGCUUCAGUAACAGCUCCCAUCUCACUUCUCAUCAAAUAAUUCAUACAGGGGAGAAACCAUAUCAGUGUGUGGAAUGUGGAAAGAGCUUUAGUUACAGCCGGAGUCUCACUUCCCACCAAAGAAUUCAUACAGUGGAGAAACCUUAUCAGUGCAUGGAAUUUGGAAAGAGCUUCAUUCAGAGCUCCUCUCUCACUUCCCAUCAAAGAAGUCAUACAGGGGAGAAACCAUAUCAGUGCUUUGAAUGUGGAAAGAGCUUUAGUUACAGCCACAGUCUCACUUCCCAUCAAAAAAUUCAUACAGGGGAGAGACCCUAUCAGUACCUGGAAUGUGAAAAGAGCUUUAUUUACAGCCACAGUCUCACUUCCCAUCAAACAAUUCAUACAGGGGAGAGACCCUAUCAGUGCCUGGAAUGUGAAAAGAGCUUCAGUAAGAAGGAGAAUCUCACUUCCCAUCAAAGAAUUCAUACAGGGGAGAAACCAUAUCAGUGCAUGGAAUGUGGAAAGAGCUUCAGGCAGAGGUCAAUUCUCACUUCCCAUCAAAGAAUUCAUACAGAAGAGAAACCUUUUCAGUGCUUUGAAUGUGGAAAGAGCUUCAGUCACAGCCACAGUCUCACUUCCCAUCAAAGAAUUCAUACAGGGGAGAAACCCUUUCAAUGCGUUGAAUGUGGAAAGAGCUUCAUUGAUAGCUCCGAACUCAGUUCCCAUAAAAGAAUUCAUACAGGGGAGAAACCAUAUCAGUGCAUGAAAUGUGUAAAGAGCUUCAGUAAGAAGGAGAGUCUCACUUCCCAUCAAAGAAUUCAUACAGCGGAGAAAUCCUAUCAGUGUGUGGAAUGUGGAAAGAGCUUCAGACAGAGCUCCUCUCUCACUUCCCACCAGAGAAUUCACACAGGGGAGAAACCCUAUCAGUGUGUGGAAUGUGGAAAGAGCUUCAGACAGAGCUCUUCUCUCACUUCCCAUCAAAGAAUUCAUACAGCGGAGAAACCCUAUCAGUGUGUGGAAUGUGGAAAGACCUUCAGACAGAGCUCCUCUCUCACUUCCCAUCAAAGAAUUCAUACAGGGGAGAAACCAUAUCACUGUGUGGAAUGUGGAAAGAGCUUCAGUAAGAAGGAGAGUCUCACUUCCCAUCAAAGAAUUCAUACAGGGGAGAAACCAUAUCAGUGUGUAGAAUGUGGAAAGAGCUUCAGGAAGAACAUCCAUCUCACUUCCCAUCAAAGAAUUCAUACAGGGGAGAAACCCUAUCAGUGCAUGAUAUGUGGAAACAGCUUCAGUCAGAGGUCCUCUCUCACUUUCCAUCAAAGAAUUCAUACAGGGGAGAAACCCUAUCAGUGCAUGAUAUGUGGAAAGAGCUUCAGUCAGAGGUCCUCUCUCACUUCCCAUCAAAGAAUUCAUACAGCGGAGAAACCCUAUCAGUGUGUGGAAUGUGGAAAGACCUUCAGACAGAGCUCCUCUCUCACUUCCCAUCAAAGAAUUCAUACAGGGGAGAAACCCUAUCAGUGCAUGGAAUGUUACAAGAGCUUCAGACAGAGCUCCAAACUCACUUCCCAUAAAAUAAUCCAUAUGCAGUUUGGAAAAACAAUUAUACAGUCUAAUCAGCACCUUUUUAACCAGACCUUUUCCUGAUUCAUAUCUAAUGCCCUUUUAAAAUGUGGUGUUUUGUGUUUUUAUGUUGUGUUUUUAUGUUGUAACCAUCCUGAGACCCGUGGGUGUAGGGAAUAGGUGCCAACUCUUAAAGGCCCAGG